AUGGCCGAGGACGACAGUGAUGGUAAUGGGAGCCUCAUUGUGGGCAUGAUCAUCCUAGGAUCUGCAGUAUGCGUCAUGAUUUAUUGUGGGAUUCGACAGAUGCUGGAGGAUCUUCCACGCUAUAUCAUCCGGGACAGGACCCCCGAACAGAUUUCGUACAUGCGGGAGAACUCUGGAACCAAGGUCCGAAUCCCAGCAUCUGCUUGGAUUGGAUCAGAUCAUCAUUUCGGAAAUGGCUAUCCCGAACAGUUUGUCGCUCCACGACUAGUCAAUGCACGAGGCCCAAUGGAAGAUCAGAUUCUGUACAAAGGGAAGAGCAUAGCGAUGAUCCUCCUCGAAGAUGGUUAG
Aspergillus caelatus is the source of this 348-nucleotide messenger RNA. RefSeq lists its product as uncharacterized. The record is from RefSeq and is a predicted model, not a curated record. Lineage: Eukaryota; Fungi; Ascomycota; Eurotiomycetes; Eurotiales; Aspergillaceae. The coding region runs from base 1 to 348 and encodes 115 amino acids. The transcript is spliced from 2 exons.